AUGAUCAGUUUUCGAGACGAUGAGUACCUUCAAAAAAUUGAAAAAUGUAAAAGUGUUGAAAGAAUUACAAACGAAAUGAUCGAAAACAAUCUUCUCCGUUACCCAUUUUUUCAUGGAUUCGUUCUUCAAGAAUUACAAUUAAUGCUUCUGAAAACCAAUGGAGAUUAUAUAAUGAGGUUAUCACAUCAACCAGAAAAGAAAGCCAAGUCAAUUGGUGCAAAGAAGGCGUCUGCAGAAAAGACGGGUCCAGUCGAUCAGAGUACAUUGACACGAGUUAUUCUUGUCCUUUCUGUUAAUAUCACUCAAAAACCUGAUAACACUAGAAGUUUCUAUGGUGAUCUCGACGAGGUGAAACAAAAAGAAAACAUGGACAUGCAUGUGUGUAUCGAGGAAAUCAAUGGGAAGUGGGUCAGUUUCUUCGUGGAACGGCGUACCAAAUUUGCUUCAAUCGACGACCUGAUCACCUAUUACAGAACAAAUCCGAUCUGUUAUCAAGCUACUCGUGUCUUCCUGAAACGACCAAUUCCUCUGCAAGAUUGGGAAUUAAGAAAAGAUGGUCUCGAGGUGAUAAAAACAAAAAAAUUAGGUGAAGGAGCAUAUGGAGAAGUGUAUCUGGGGAAAUGGGCACAACCAUUCAGUGUGGAUCAGAAAGAAUUUCAUAAGUGGUGUGACGUGGCAGUGAAGAUGUUGAAAAAAGAUGACUCGAGGGCUGCACUUUUUGAAAUUAUGCACGAAGCACGGUUACAACUUCAGCUAAGGCAUAAGAAUGUUCUCGCAUUUCGUGGUGUGUUCCUUCUAAAGAAGCCAAUAAUGCUAGUAUCCGAGUUUUGCGAAAAUGGGUCCCUGAAAGAUUAUCUUCAAAAAAACAAGGUGGGAGUAGACGAUAAGCUUCGAUUCUGUCUUGGAUCGUCGUGUGGACUCGAGUACAUCCAUUUCAAAGGACUUAUUCAUCGAGAUUUGGCGACGAGAAAUAUUUUGGUUUCCCUAGACAAAACGCCGAAGAUUGCUGAUUUUGGUUUGGCGAAGCACGCGAGUACAUACAAGAUGAGAAGAAACACAAAGAUCCCAGUUAGAUAUCUGGCACCAGAAACAUUAUCUUCUUUUGUGUACUCCACAAAAACCGACGUAUACACAUUCGGUCUUGUCAUCUGGGAGAUAUUCGCUAACGGGCAGGAGCCGUAUAUAAAAGCACAACCUCAUCAAGAAUCUGCUGUUCCGAAGAAUGUGCCGUUAAAGGGAAAAGAUAUACAAUUAUUGAUCAAAAAAGAGCUAUUCGUGCGAUUCAACCCGGAAACACCAGCUGCUCUUCAACAAUAUGUGACCACUAAGCUUUUCGUGACGGAUGAGAAAAAGCGUCCGAAUAUAACUGAGGUCACUACAUUCCUUGCGGAUAUGCUCAAAGUUGAUUUGACAAAAAUGAGAUUUUCAUACAAGGUUCAGCAAUGA
Caenorhabditis briggsae is the source of this 1446-nucleotide messenger RNA. NCBI's taxonomy places the organism in Eukaryota, Metazoa, Nematoda, Chromadorea, Rhabditida, Rhabditidae. The transcript is spliced from 9 exons. Gene Ontology annotation, molecular function: protein tyrosine kinase activity; ATP binding. The coding region runs from base 1 to 1446 and encodes 481 amino acids. The record is from RefSeq and is a predicted model, not a curated record. Gene Ontology annotation, biological process: protein phosphorylation.